Molecule: messenger RNA, 1133 nt
Organism: Psylliodes chrysocephalus
Lineage: Eukaryota; Metazoa; Arthropoda; Insecta; Coleoptera; Chrysomelidae
Source: the annotation of a GenBank genome assembly
UCAAUCGUGGUUGGAUCGAGAGCGUUAUAUAACUGUUUUAUCACGUGCUUUCAGAAUCAUGGCUAAAGUUCCCACUGUCAAGUUCAAUAACGGACUAACAUUCCCAGCCUAUGGUUUAGGUACAUGGAAAUCUGAACCUGGCCAGGUGACCCAAGCGGUAAAAGAUGCUCUCGACAUUGGUUACCGUCACAUUGACUGCGCCCAUGUUUACGGCAAUGAGCCCGAAGUCGGUGUAGCUUUGAAAGCUAAGCUCGCCGAUGGAACCGUCAAACGUGAUGAAAUUUACAUAACCAGCAAACUUUGGAACACCAUGCACAGACCCGACCUGGUCGAACCUGCUUGUAGGACCACAUUGAAAAACCUGGGUCUCGAAUAUUUGGACUUGUAUUUGAUCCAUUGGCCUUUCGCACUCAAGGAAGAUGGCGACAUCUUCCCAGUUAAUGCUGAUGGUACUACCGCUUACAGUGAUGUAGACUAUCUCGAUACUUGGAAAGCAAUGGAAGAUUUAGUAAAGAAAGGCCUUGUUAAAUCCAUUGGAAUCUCAAACUUUAACAAACGACAAGUUGAACGCCUGCUUCAACACGCCACAAUCAAACCAGUUACAAACCAAAUUGAAGUACAUCCAUACCUAAACCAACAGAAAAUGAUUGAUUUCCUUAAAACCAAAGAUAUGGUAGUGACUGCAUACAGUCCCCUUGGAUCUCCUGACAGACCAUGGGCAAAACCAGGAGACCCACAAUUAUUGGACGAUCCCAAAAUUAAAGAAAUCGCUCAAAAAUACAACAAGACACCCGCUCAAGUUGUAUUGAGGUAUGCACUACAAAGAGGACUCAUUGUCAUUCCCAAAUCGGUUACAAAAUCCAGAAUUGCAGAAAAUUUCAAAGUCUUUGACUUCAGUCUUUCCAAUGAUGAUAUGGCCUUGUUGAAUACUUUCGAUUGUAAUGGAAGAAUCUGCCCAUUUGACGAUUCAUAUACACACAAGGACCAUCCUUUCGUCAACGAUGAAUAUUAAAUCCAAGUGUAAACUUUGUUAUUUUAACAUGAAACAAAUAUGAAUAUAUAUUUUAAGUUAAUUCGUAUUUUAUUCCAUAAAUAAAUUAGUGUUAAAAGCAGAAUUUUUAUUUAAUUGCUGC